AUGGGAACAUCGGAGGAGGUGAAAGAGAAAGGAGGGGGACAGACCGUUAAGGGCGCGAGUCAACGCGCGGCGCAGGGCCAACUGGAAGCUAUGCUUAGCGAUUUCCCAGGUGGCCCAGUCAUUGCGCAGAGAAGACCACCCCCGGUGGGUUUAGUGCGGUAUGGCUCCAUUGCACUACUGGUCUCGGGUCUUACACCCGAGACCAGGGAGAGCUCCGUUCACCAGGGUAUACCCCCACCGGGCCCCAACCGACCGCGAAACAUGACCACGGCCGGCCGAGACCCGGGCCCCGAGUCCUCCCGGGGAGUGAACAUAUACCGCUGGGUGGGGGGAUGCCGCACCCCACCACUGGGUUCCAGCCCCUUACUGGCCCCUGCACCAGAUGACUCCAGUGCAGGAGUUUCGGGGGUUCCGCGCCUCCGACCUCGCGGACACUCUGUACGUGCUCGCCACUGCGAGGAGGCCCCCUGGACGGUUGGGGUGUCAGCGAGUGGCCCGCUCACCUCCACCUUGCCCGCCAGGGCGACCAGCAUGCACGCGCCUACCCGUCGGUACCGGUAUGGGACCACCCUAUCUAACGGGCGGAGGCCGUCCCACCCGGAUCCCGACUGGGGGCGCCAGGCCCAGGCCUUGGAAUAUGUCCAAGCGGCCCCAGCAUCCCCCCGACCGGCGAGCCCACGCCCUGGAAAUAAGUUCCAGCGGCCUCCCGGCCCCGCCCUGCUGCAUCUACCCACCCUAUUUACUUGCUCACCCAUAAGACACAGACAGGGCUUACUCUCCCUCAGUGUUCCACCAUCCCCCGCCCACCCCUGCGCCAAGCCGCCCGCACCCCGAGAG
Molecule: messenger RNA, 837 nt
Organism: Vollenhovia emeryi
Lineage: Eukaryota; Metazoa; Arthropoda; Insecta; Hymenoptera; Formicidae
Exons: 3
Source: RefSeq, a predicted model, not a curated record